Ascochyta rabiei is the source of this 1965-nucleotide messenger RNA. RefSeq lists its product as uncharacterized. Lineage: Eukaryota; Fungi; Ascomycota; Dothideomycetes; Pleosporales; Didymellaceae. The transcript is spliced from 3 exons. Gene Ontology annotation, molecular function: protein binding. The record is from RefSeq and is a predicted model, not a curated record. Bases 1 to 1965 code for a protein of 654 amino acids.
AUGUCCUUGCCGCCAUAUUCGUUCGAUCUGGCACCAGCCGACAUGUUACAACACGAUUAUACACAGCAAGCACAUGGGCCCUACGGUGUUGAUGAAAUGUCUGCAUUUUCCUUGCCGGUACAACACCUGGAGGCUCUUCUUGCAACUACACAGCCUUACGUCUCAAACUCAUACAACCCAUCUGUUACGCUGUCCAGCCUUGAGCAACAAAGCGGGGAUUCUGUCACUAAUGGGCAGUACAGGCUUGCAGCAGCCAAGAUACCUGCAGCAUCCAUGGGUCCGCCAGCUCGGCCGCGAAAGCGCAAAGCGCCGACUUUGCGUGCAGACGCCUGGGAGCAGUGCGAGGGCCGCAUUCUGGAGCUGCACAUCACGCAAAAAUUGCCGUUGCCGGAAGUCAAGAAGAAGAUCAAGGAGGAGACCGGGUUUGACGCUACCCUGCGGCAAUACCGCACACGCAUUAGCCAAUGGAACCAGGACAAGAACGUGAAGCCAGAGGAGAUGCAAGCGAUUGUCAGGAAACGCCAAAGAAGAAAGCUAAUCGAAACCAAUAAGCGUGAGCUGAUCUUUAAUGUGCGAGGCAAUCAUGUGCCGCCACAGAAGAUCGAGCGAUGGAUGAAGAGACACGACGUGGCUGGGAGCUUCUUAUACAGCCCCAUAUCGGCAGCGUCCACCCCUUCUGCUCUGGGAUGCCAUACCAUAUCCGAUCGAGGCUCUCCCGCGCUGAUCUCAAUGAACUCUCCAGCAGCUUCGAUGUCCAUGUCAGGUGCUUUCAACUAUGUGGUUCCGAAUCCACAGGUAGCCUCUCCCGCAUUGUCAGUCUCGAGCCUUGUCCACCAUCAAGGCAGUGAUUUUACCGGACAAAGUCCAGCCCUCGCGUAUCGGUCGCUUUCAAUCCACCAUUUCAGCUCGUCGUUUCCUAUUCCUAGCACUGAUGAGCAAAUGUCUGUUGAUACACGACCUCGAUACAAACAAGACGAGGAACAGCAGCUACGAGAACGCAUCGCAAUGGCACAGAUAUCAAUCGGGACCACCCCAUUAGAAAAUUUAGGCAACCUACGCAAUCUUGGCUGGGUGCUCAUUGAGCAAGGAAGGUACAGGAAGGCAGAAUGUGUGGCCCGCGACCUGCUUGUUCAAAGCCGCAGUCACCAGAGCGAUGGUAGCGACAAAGACGUGCACACCCUUCGGGCUCUGGAGCUUCUGGGCCACGUUCUAAAAGGUCAGGGAAUGUACAUCCAGGCUGAGCGACUGUUACGACAUGUGUUGAGAGGAAACGAGAAGGUGCUUGGACCAGAGCACCCAGCCACUCUUGCUAGCAUUGGCAAUCUUGGGCUGGUGCUAGAAAAGCUGGAAAGAUACGUGGAAGCAGCGGAAAAGCAUCGAGAGGUUCUAGGAAGGAAUACCAAAGUGUUUGGUCCGGGGCACACAAACACGCUUACUAGCAUUAGCAACCUUGCAUCAGUGCUGGUCAAAACAGGCAGUCAUGAAGAGGCGAAAGCACACUUUGAAGAAUCGUUCGAAGGAUUUAAAAAGCAGCUUGGGACAGAGCAUCCGUACACACUUGCUAGCAUGGACAACCUCGGUACGGCGUUAGAAAGGCUAGGUAGGUACGAAGAAGCAGAGGCAAUGUUUCGACAGGCACUAGAGGGGAGUAUCAAGGUACUUGGACCAGAGCAUCCCGAAACAAUCAUCAGUAUCAGCAACCUUGGGAUGGUACUAGAGAGGAUGGGGCUGCACGAGGAAGCAGAGGCGAAGCGUCGACAAGCACUGCAAGCCAGGGAAAAGGUACUUGGGUCGAAACAUCCAUCAACGCUUGACAGUAUUUGCGCCCUUGCAUUGCUGCUAGAAGCGCGGGGCAAGUUCAUGGAGGCAGAAGAGGUACGCCAGCGGGGCCGCAAAGAAUGGGGAACCCCUACCCACCUUGAACGCGAGGCACAUCUACCUGCGCCGGCCACGCUCAUCAACUAG